Molecule: messenger RNA, 2895 nt
Organism: Salarias fasciatus (jewelled blenny)
Lineage: Eukaryota; Metazoa; Chordata; Actinopteri; Blenniiformes; Blenniidae
Product: cadherin-2-like
Exons: 15
Coding region: 27-2696 (889 amino acids)
Biological process (GO): multicellular organism development; cell morphogenesis; homophilic cell-cell adhesion
Cellular component (GO): postsynaptic density; intercalated disc; plasma membrane
Molecular function (GO): cadherin binding; beta-catenin binding; calcium ion binding
Source: RefSeq, a predicted model, not a curated record
UGCUGCUGCUGCUGCUGCUGCUGCUGAUGGCGGGCCCGCAGGUGGCGGCGGCGGUGGGGGGCGGGGCCUGCGUCCGGGGCUUCACCAGAGGGGAGUACCGGGUCCAGACGGAGCCCGAGCUGGGAGAGGGCCAGGAGGUCUGCAGGGUGCGGUUCCUGGCCUGCGGCGGCGAGCCCGUGGCGUUCCUCCUCUCCGGCUCCCCGGACUUCGCCGUCGGCGCCGACGGCGCGGUGUUCGCGGCGCGGGGGCGGAGCCUGGCGGCGGGCCCCGUGGCGCUGGCCGUCACCGCCGCCGCCCCGCGCUCCCGGGAGGAGUUCCGAACCCGGGUGCUUCUCUUGGGGACCGGGACCCCGCAGGAUCCGGACGUCCUGUUUCCGUGGCGACGGCGGGCGGGGUCAGGGGGGCGGGUCAAGAGAGACUGGGUGAUCCCGCCCAUCAACGUCCCUGAGAACUCCAGAGGACAGUUCCCCGAGGACCUGGUCCGGAUCCGAUCGGACCGGGACCGGAGCCGGACGCUGCGCUACAGCGUGACGGGCCCCGGCGCCGACCAGCCGCCCGCGGGGGUUUUCGUCAUCGGCCCCGUGUCGGGCCAGCUGGCCGUCACCCGGCCGCUGGACCGCGAGCACAUCGCCAGCUUCCACCUGCGAGCGCACGCGGUGGACCUGAACGGGAACCAGGUGGAGAACCCCGUCGACAUCGUCGUCAACGUUGUCGACCAGAACGACAACCGGCCGGAGUUCGCGCACGCCGUCUUCAACGGAUCGGUGCCCGAGGGCGCCCGGCCCGGGACGCUGGUGAUGACGGUGACGGCGGCGGACAGGGACGACCCGAAGACGGCCAAUGGGAUGCUGCGCUACCGCAUCAUUACCCAGAAUCCCCAGAGCCCGUCCGCCGCCAUGUUCACCAUCAACAACCGGACCGGUGACAUCAUCACCGUGGCGGCCGGCCUGGACCGCGAGAGCGUGGCGCAGUACACCCUGGUCGUCCAGGCGACGGACAUGGAGGGCAGCCCCGCCUACGGCCUGUCCGCCACCGCCACCGCCGUGGUGCGCGUCGCCGACGUCAACGACAACCCGCCGGAGUUCACCGCCGACGCGUUCUUCGGCGAGGUCGUUGAGAACCGCGUCAACGCCGUGGUGGCCAACCUGACGGUGACGGACGGCGACCAGCCGCACACGGCGGCGUGGGCGGCGGUGUACCGCGUGGCGGCCGGCGACCCGUCGGGCCGCUUCGCCGUGCCCACCGACCCGGCCACCAACCGGGGCCUGCUCACCGUCGUCAAGCCCGUGGACUUCGAGCUGACGCGCUCCUUCCUGCUGACCGUGGAGGCGGAGAACGAGGCGCCGCCGGCGCCCGGCGCGCGCGCCCCCCGCCGGGCCGCGUGCGCGGUGACCGUGCGCGUGCUGGACGCCAACGAGGGCCCCGAGUUCGACCCCGACCCCAAGGUGGUGCGGCUGGAGGAGGGGCUUCCGGCCGGCGCCCCGCUCGCCACCUUCACCGCCCGCGACCCCGACCGCUUCGCCCGGCAGAGCGUCCGGUACUCCAAGGUCAGCGACCCCGCCGGCUGGCUGGACAUCGACCCGGUCAGCGGCCGCGUCUCCACCGCCGCCGUCCUGGACCGGGAGUCUCCGUACGUCAGGGACGACCGCUACAACGCCACCUUCAGGGCCACCGACGACGGAACCCCCCCCGCCAGCGGCACGGGGACCCUCCAGCUGCACCUGCUGGACAUCAACGACCACGCCCCCCGGCUCUUCCCCCCCGAGGUGGAGGUGUGCGAGAGGCCCCGCCCCCCCGGGGUCAACCUCACGGCCAGCGACCCCGACCGGGCGCCCAACGCCGGCCCCUUCGCCUUCCAGCUGGCCAGCCGACCCCCGGCGGUCCGGCGCAACUGGACCCUGCACCAGGUCAACGGAGAGCUGGCGCAGCUCCGCCUGCGGAUUGGCCGGCUGGCCAGCGGGCUGUACGAGGUGCCGGUCAGCGUCAGCGACUCGGGCAGCCUGCCCAUGAGCAGGACGUCGCUGCUCCGGGUCAAGGUGUGCGCCUGCGAUCGCCGCGGCGACUGCGUGGGCCGGGACCGCGCGGCGGCGGCGGCGGCGGCGGCGGCGGGGAUGGGCGCCGGCGCCGUCGUCGGCGUCCUCGCCUGCGUCGUCGUCCUGCUGGUGCUGGUGCUGCUGCUGGCGCUGUGGGCGAAGCGGCGGGACGGCGGCCGGCGCGCCAAGCAGCUGCUGGUCGACCCCGAGGACGACGUGCGCGACAACAUCCUCAAGUACGACGAGGAGGGCGGCGGCGAGGAGGACCAGGACUACGACCUGAGCCAGCUGCAGCAGCCCGACGCCGCGGAGCCCGGCGGCGGCGGCGGCGGCGUGCGGCGCCUGGACGAGCGGCCGCUGCGCCGCGAGCACCGCUACCCGCCGCGCUGCGCCGCCGGAGACAUCGGGGACUUCAUCUACGAGGGCCUGCGGGCGGCCGACGGCGACCCGGCGGCGCCGCCGUACGACUCCCUGCUGGUGUUCGACUACGAGGGCGGCGGCUCCACGGCGGGCACGCUCAGCUCGCUGCACUCCGCCUCCAGCGGCGGCGGCGGCGACGGCGGCGGCGGCGGCGACCAGGACUACGACUACCUGGCGGACUGGGGGCCGCGCUUCCGCAAGCUAGCCGACCUGUACGGCGGCGGCGGCGGCGAGGAGGACUAGCCGGCACCGCGGCGCGCUCGGCUCAAACGUGCCUUUUCUUCGGAUUGAAUUAAAAAAAAAAAAAAAAAAAAAAAAAAAAAAAAAAAAAAAAAAAAAAAAACACGAAUUAAAACAUUUUUUUUGCAUGUUUUUAUCUUUUUGUUCUCGCUUCAAAAAAAAAAAUGUUGAAAACACAAAUACAGGCACAAAUUUUGACGAA